Messenger RNA from Polyodon spathula (Mississippi paddlefish), 1149 nucleotides. Its product is annotated as general transcription and DNA repair factor IIH helicase subunit XPD-like. Lineage: Eukaryota; Metazoa; Chordata; Actinopteri; Acipenseriformes; Polyodontidae. The transcript is spliced from 10 exons. The record is from RefSeq and is a predicted model, not a curated record. Bases 1 to 963 code for a protein of 320 amino acids. Gene Ontology annotation, molecular function: DNA helicase activity; hydrolase activity, acting on acid anhydrides, in phosphorus-containing anhydrides; ATP binding. Gene Ontology annotation, biological process: positive regulation of mitotic recombination; nucleotide-excision repair; transcription by RNA polymerase II. Gene Ontology annotation, cellular component: nucleus.
AUGGCGGACAGUAUAGCAGACUUUCUGCUCGCCUCCCCCCUCGUUCCCUUUUCUCGGCCCCCGUCUCCGCUGGAUAUCUACCCCAAGAUUCUGGACUUCCGCCCCGUUACCAUGGCAUCCUUCACCAUGACCCUUGCACGGUCCUGCCUCUGCCCACUGAUCGUUGGCCGUGGGAAUGACCAGGUUGCGAUCAGCUCCAAGUUCGAGACUCGAGAAGAUAUAGCUGUGAUCCGUAACUAUGGUAACCUGUUGCUGGAGAUGUCGUCCGUCGUGCCCGAUGGGAUUGUGGCUUUCUUUACCAGCUACCAGUACAUGGAGAACAUCGUGGCAUCCUGGUAUGAGCAGGGGAUCUUGGAGAACAUCCAGAGAAACAAGCUGAUCUUCAUCGAGACCCAGGAUGCUGCAGAGACCAGCAUGGCACUGGAGAAAUACCAGGAGGCCUGUGAAAACGGUCGGGGUGCAAUCCUGCUGUCUGUGGCCAGAGGCAAGGUGUCAGAGGGGAUUGAUUUCGUUCAUCACUUCGGCCGGGCGGUCAUCAUGUUCGGAGUCCCCUACGUGUACACACAGAGCCGCCUGCUCAAGGCUCGUCUGGAGUACCUACGGGAUCAGUUCCAGAUCAGAGAGAACGACUUCCUGACCUUCGACGCCAUGAGACACGCAGCCCAGUGUGUGGGGAGGGUGAUCCGGGGCAAGACUGACUAUGGGCUCAUGAUCUUCGCAGACAAGCGUUACGCUCGUGCUGACAAGAGAGGGAAGCUUCCUCGCUGGAUCCAGGAGCACAUCACUGACAGCAGCCUGAACCUGACCAUCGACGAGACAGUGCAGCUCUCCAAGCACUUCCUGAGAGACAUGGCUCAGCCCUUCCGCAAGGAGGAUCAGCUGGGUCUGUCUCUGCUCACUCUGGACCAGCUUCAGUCUGAGGAGAUGGUAAAGAAGAUCGCCCAGAUCGCACACCAGAUAUAAUAACACAGUCUCUACACAAUACAGUACAAUCUACACAACACAAUACAGUCUACACAAUACAACACAAUCUACACAACACACAAUACACAGAAAGUGCUCGGCCCACAGUCACUCAAGCACACUUGUUUGUAUUUAAUGUGUUUAUAUUUGAUGGUAAAGUGAAAUAAUAAAAGAAGCUUUUUCAUA